Arvicanthis niloticus (Nile rat) is the source of this 2068-nucleotide messenger RNA. It is a transcript of the gene Riok3, whose product is annotated as RIO kinase 3. Gene Ontology annotation, molecular function: ATP binding; protein serine/threonine kinase activity. The record is from RefSeq and is a predicted model, not a curated record. NCBI's taxonomy places the organism in Eukaryota, Metazoa, Chordata, Mammalia, Rodentia, Muridae. Gene Ontology annotation, biological process: protein phosphorylation.
GCCCGCACACGGAGUACCAGCUGAGAGGAAGCCAAACCCCGCCCUGCCGUGCCAGGAGCCGGUCAACACCAACCCUUGCCAGACGAACUUUGAGCCGGAGGCGUAGAGACCGGAAGUUCAGCCCUCCUGGGUACGUGCAGCCAAUCAAAAGUGAGAGCCCCAGAUUAGAGGGCGGAAGAGAAGCGGUCCAGUUCCGGACGCGGCCGCCGCCGCCGCCAUCUGUCACCUCACCUCCGGCACCGGCAGCGGGUUGCCCGUUCCCCGCCCGUGUCCUCGGCGGAGCCCGCUCUCCCUCCUGUCACCUCUCAGCUCCGUUUUCGUCUCUGCCUUCUUCCCCGAAUGGAUCUGGUCGGAGUGUCUUCACCUGAGCCCGGGCCCGCAGCAGCUUGGGGACCCAGUAAGUGCCCGUGGGCUACCCCUCAAAACACAGUAUCCUGUUCACUGACGGAGGUGAUGAGUGAGGAGUUGGCUAAAGAGCUGCAGUUGGAAGAGGAAGCGGCUGCUUUCCCUGAAGCUGUUGUUGCUGAAGGACCGUUCAUUUCUGGAGAAAAUGCUGACACUUCCAGCGACCUAAUGCUGGCUCAGAUGCUACAGAUGGAAUUUGACAGAGAAUAUGAUGCACAGCUUAGGCGUGAAGAAAAGAAGUUCAACGGUGACAGCAAAGUUUCCAUUUCAUUUGAAAACUAUCGGAAGGUUCAUCCCUUUGAAGACAGUGACAGCUCUGAAGACGAGGUUGACUGGCAGGACACUCGAGAUGAUCCCUACAGACCAGCAAAGCCAGUUCCUACUCCCAAAAAGGGUUUUAUUGGAAAAGGAAAAGACAUCACCACUAAGCAUGAUGAAGUAGUAUGUGGAAGAAAAAACACAGCAAGAAUGGAAAAUUUUGCACCUGGCUUUCAAGUAGGGGAUGGAAUUGGAAUGGAUUUAAAACUAUCCAACCACGUUUUUAAUGCUUUAAAACAACAUGCCUACUCGGAAGAGCGUCGAAGUGCCCGUCUCCAUGAGAAGAAGGAACAUUCUACCGCUGAAAAAGCAGUCGAUCCUAAGACACGUUUACUUAUGUAUAAAAUGGUCAACUCUGGAAUGUUGGAGACAAUCACUGGCUGUAUUAGUACAGGAAAGGAGUCUGUUGUCUUUCAUGCCUAUGGAGGGAGCCUGGAGGAUGAAAAUGAAGAUGGUAAAACUAUACCAACAGAAUGUGCCAUCAAGGUAUUUAAAACAACCCUUAAUGAGUUUAAGAAUCGUGACAAAUACAUUAAAGAUGAUUUCAGGUUUAAAGAUCGCUUCAGUAAACUAAAUCCACGUAAGAUCAUCCGCAUGUGGGCAGAGAAAGAAAUGCACAAUCUUACAAGAAUGCAGAAGGCUGGAAUUCCUUGUCCAGCAGUUGUACUGCUUAAGAAGCACAUUUUAGUUAUGUCUUUCAUUGGCCGUGAUCAAGUUCCAGCCCCUAAAUUAAAAGAAGUGAAGCUUAGCGAUGAAGAAAUGAAAGACGCCUACUAUCAGACUCUUGAUUUGAUGCAGCGAUUGUAUAAGGAAUGUACCCUUGUGCACGCUGACCUCAGCGAGUAUAACAUGUUGUGGCAUGCUGGAAAGGUCUGGUUGAUUGAUGUCAGUCAGUCGGUGGAACCAACCCAUCCUCAUGGCCUGGAGUUCUUAUUCCGGGACUGUAGGAAUGUUUCACAGUUCUUCCAGAAAGGAGGAGUAAAGGAAGCCCUUAAUGAACGGGAGCUGUUCAAUGCUGUUUCUGGCCUGAACAUCUCAGCAGACAAUGAAGCUGAUUUCUUAGCUGAGAUAGAAGCUUUGGAGAAAAUGAAUGAAGAUCAUGUUCAGAAGAAUGGAAGGAAAGCAGCCUCAUUUCUGAAAGAUGAUGAAAGUCCACCUGUGCUGUAUGCAGAAUAGUACAGCAGUGACGGCCAGCUGCCAUAGCCAACAAGUGUGGGUGACCUGACAUACCAAAGCAGGAGUGGACAGUGCCACUUCUGUGCUUCUCACCUGUGACCCACGUGCCAGAUGUGUGCAAUUUUUAACUUGGCAUUGAAAGAAUAAAAUGUCACUACCUCUCAUCUUA